Messenger RNA from Rotaria sp. Silwood1, 834 nucleotides. The record is from the annotation of a GenBank genome assembly. NCBI's taxonomy places the organism in Eukaryota, Metazoa, Rotifera, Eurotatoria, Philodinida, Philodinidae.
AUGCGUGCUGCUCUCAAUAUUCAACCAAGAGUUAUUCAUGAAGAAUUGUACUCUGUUCAUGGCGAUCAGGCUCCUUGUCUUAGAACAGUUGAAAGAUGGUUUCAACGAUUCCGUGAAGGUCAAGUAGAGCUGGAUGAUGAAGCACGAUCUGGCAGACCCAUUGCUGUAACAACUCCUGAUAAUAUCGAACAAGUCCGUCUGAUCAUUGAUGAUGAUUCUCGUGUGACGAUAGAAGAAAUACAAGAGCAAACUGGUCUAACCUAUGGCACUACUCGGCGAAUCAUCAAGGACCAUUUGCAACUUACCAAAAUCACCGCUCGUUAUAUACCGAAGGAACUCACUGAUUUCCAACGGAACGAACGAGUUCGAAUAUGUAAAGAAAAUUUAAGAAAAUUUAAAGAUGGAACGUGGCGUUUAUGUAAUGUGGUGACAGGUGACGAGUCUUGGUUCUUUCACAAACAAACCGGUCGAAAAUCAUCAAAUGCUGCUUGGGUGGCAAAAGGUGAUGCUCCACCUACAGUACCUCGUCGCGACCGAUUUGCUCCAAGAACGUUAUUUUCCAUUUUUUUCAAAUCAACUGGUCCGCUAUUGAUUCAUCACGUGGAACGAGGCCAAACUAUCGACCAUGAAUAUUAUAUUGACAACUGCUUGCAACCUCUUGUGGAAGAAAUCAAGCACCAACGACCUUCGUACGGUACAAAUCGUAUUCUGCUCCACCAUGAUAAUGGCAAGCCGCAUAUCCAUCAGUACGUGUCUGAUUAUCUUGAAUCGGAAGGUCUUACAAUCAUACCCCAUCCACCGAAUUCUCCUGAUUUAUCACCAUGCGAUUUCUGA